ACAAAAUGGGGAAAAAACGUUUCAUUAUAUAUUUACUUUUUCCAUUUUGAGCAAAAAGCUUAAAAAAAUGCAUUUUUGUAAAGGAAUUUAUGUUAGAGAUCAGACUCAGAAUGACUAUCAAACAUAAAGGCAGUUCAAAUAAAUCAUCAAAUCAUUUUAACUUCCGUUUUUGAUAAAUUGGCGGUUAGUGGAUAAAAGCGGUAUUACACUUUCACUUUGAAAUUCGUCCAGAAAGGCAUAUUUGUUAGUUAAAUAUUAACUCAUAAUUGACGAGAUAACUCGUCAAUGGCGGUGAAUGAGUUAAGGGCUUUUAUGCGUCACAAGGGAUGCAAUUUUUCAAGGUGGUCUUGUGAUACACUUCCUCACCCAAAACAACAAGAUGGCACAUCAUGUGGUGUCUUUGCCUUGAAAUUUGCUGAAUUUGUACUCCGAGAAGAACCAAUUGUGUUUCUCAACACAAUGGAAGGAGUAGAAGAGCUAAGAAAAGAAAUAGCUGUCACUCAUCUCCAAAACAGUGAUGACCUGAGCCAACAUUGCCAUGUCUGUGUGGAGGAAAGUGGUGAUAAUAACUGGGUUGCCUGUGACUGCUGCAGUCGUUGGUACCACCAGUCGUGUGUGCAAAUGACAUCCAAGGUUUUUUUGGCAUCAACACAUUUUUUUUGUCCUGCCUGUUGAAACAACAUGAAGAAAUGUAUGUGUUUCUGAGAAAGGCACAAUUUUUUAUUUUUUUUAUUAAAGCAACAAUUAAAAACCA
Messenger RNA from Misgurnus anguillicaudatus (oriental weatherfish), 754 nucleotides. RefSeq lists its product as uncharacterized. The record is from RefSeq and is a predicted model, not a curated record. NCBI's taxonomy places the organism in Eukaryota, Metazoa, Chordata, Actinopteri, Cypriniformes, Cobitidae.